ACGCAACGCAACGCACACAUACAAGCGACCGUUGCUCUCUUCCCUCUUCUUCACAGCCUCUCGUUUCUCAUCUCCGGCGAUCGACGGAGAUAACGGCCGAUGUUCCGCCGUAUUCUUCUCCGGUGAUUUCUUCUUCUUGAAACUCCGGCAAAAAUGAGCUUUCGUGUAGUCUCGGCGGCGUUCUCCGGCUUCUCUCCUCUCCUAAAGCUCCACGAAACUCACUCACCCCUUCGCACAAGCCUCUGCGAUCGAGUUCCCUCCCUUGGUAUCCGGAGAAAGACUUUACACUCUUCCCCUGACGUCCGUUGCCGUGACGGUGUCUCCGCCGCCGAUGUUUCGGAGACCUCGCCGUCGUCGUCUCUCCUUGACGAUGAGCUUCUAAGCGGCGUCUCCGCCGCCAGAGACGCCGCUGAGGCACUUGAUAUAAUUACCGGUCGAUCCGGGUCCAAAGGCGGAGUCGGGAUCGAAGAUUGCCGGUCGAUCAUUUCCGCCGCUGUCAGUCGAGGCAAUGUCGAGCUUGCUCUGUCGAUUUUCUACGCUAUGCGUACCAGCUUCGAGCGAGGUGCGAGUGAGAAUGGAGUUCAAGUUGAUCGAUGGAGAUGGUCAAGGCCAGAUGUUGGUAUCUAUACUACGUUGGUGAUUGGUCUUGCUGCUUCCUUGAGGGUACCUGAUGCUCUAAGCAUCGUAGCAGAUAUUUGCCGUUUUGGAAUCUCCCCUGUUGAAGAGGUUCCGUUUGGAAAUGUUGUGAGAUGUCCCAGCUGUAUGAUAGCAGUUGCUGUUGCACAGCCACAGCAUGGAGUUCAGAUUGUCUCUUGUGCCAAGUGCCGUUACCAAUAUGAGCUUGUCUCUGGUGACAUAACCAGCAUAGAAUCAGAAGAGCUGAGAUCGAUAUUGGUAAUUUGCUCUGACGCAACUAGCUGGCAUGAAAAUUGCAAAGACAUUCCUCUUUGGGAAAGGGGGCUCAGAUUAAUCCAGCUAAAGAAGGAAAAAGUUCCCUCUUCUGUGCACUCUAUUGUGGUACAGACACCCUCUGGUAUGGCACGUACACACCGGUUUGCUACAGAGACUGCUGAGCGCGCUGCUCAAGAAGGAGAAAGAGUGACAAUUGUAUCUGCAGCUCCACCAAAUGUUUACAGGGAGGUUGGACCUUUCAAAUUUAGCCCCAAAGCUCCAAAUAUUUACCCUGGAGAACCCAUGAGCCUCACCAACCACAAGGAUGGACGAGAAACUCUGUUACUAAGACCUCCUAGUAAAGACGGAGAUAAAUCCUUACAGCCCUCAUUGAUAAUUACCGUCUUUGCUGUUUUAGCAACCGGAGAUGCUGCUUCUAGUAUUAUUGAUCCCAAUUUGCCUCAGCUCCUCUCAGUUGCUGCUAUUGCAUCGCUGGCCGUUGGAGCAACAAUAAACUCUUUGAUUCUUCCUCAGUUCAAUCAGCUCCCUGAACGGUCAGUGGAUGUGAUCGGUAUCAAGCAGAAACUUUUGUCCCAGUAUGAUGUGCUUCAGUGUCGUAUUAGAGAUCUUAAGGAAGCAGCUGAGAAAGAGGUAUGGAUGUUGGCUCGAAUGUGCCAGUUGGAGAACAAAAUUUUGGCUGUGGGAGAGCCAGCUUACCGUACCCGAAGAGCGAGAGUAAACAAGGUACGAGAAGGCCUGAAAAACUCGAUCAAGGGAAGGAUCGAUCUGAUUGACAGCUAUGCAAGAAUAUCUUCGAUGAUUGAGAUUGAAGUGGAAAUGGACUCCGACGUUCUUGCAGCUGAGGCAGUGAGCAAUGCUGAAAAUAUUGCCCAACAGAUAGAGCAGAUCAUGGAACUGGAAAAUCUCGAAGAGAAAUGGAGGUUGCAGGCUGAGGCAAACGACGAGGCUGAAAGACUACUCAGCUCGGAACAUGCUUAGGCCUUCCGGUACAAGGGACGGGAAGAUUGUUGAGCGUUUUGCAAUGCACAGGCAGGUAGCAAAACAACAACUUCUUCUUCUCGAGACUGGUCGUGUAAUCAAUCAAUCAAUCACUCACACACUUUUAACAGCAUUUGUGUAUACAAAAAAGACAAAUCCAUCUUA
Messenger RNA from Tarenaya hassleriana, 2055 nucleotides. RefSeq lists its product as uncharacterized. Gene Ontology annotation, molecular function: protein binding. The record is from RefSeq and is a predicted model, not a curated record. The coding region runs from base 154 to 1890 and encodes 578 amino acids. NCBI's taxonomy places the organism in Eukaryota, Viridiplantae, Streptophyta, Magnoliopsida, Brassicales, Cleomaceae. The transcript is spliced from 13 exons.